Neocloeon triangulifer is the source of this 2447-nucleotide messenger RNA. Its product is annotated as EF-hand calcium-binding domain-containing protein 4B-like. Gene Ontology annotation, molecular function: GTPase activity; GTP binding. The transcript has 6 exons. Gene Ontology annotation, cellular component: Golgi apparatus; lysosome; trans-Golgi network. Lineage: Eukaryota; Metazoa; Arthropoda; Insecta; Ephemeroptera; Baetidae. The coding region runs from base 239 to 1813 and encodes 524 amino acids. Gene Ontology annotation, biological process: endosome to lysosome transport; phagosome-lysosome fusion. The record is from RefSeq and is a predicted model, not a curated record.
UUGGCCGGUGGUGAACAUUGCCCAAGUGUGGCAGUCAGUCACGGGACGCUGACGCACAAUACACCCAAGAGGGGCUGGUGAAAACCGAGUUGGCGGCUCAUUCUGCUUCAGUACCUCGGUGGAAGCCUCAGAGCUGAGUCGGAAAGAAAACGCGGAACGCAAAAGCGACUGAAGGAAAAGAGCGACAGGAAAAAGAAGGAAAAGGAUAUUAAUUAAAAAAAGGUCUCCCUCCUCCGCGAUGGAGGAGCCGGGCGACCUGACCACCAGCAGCAGCGAGCACCUGUCCACGAGCGCGGCCAGCACCAGUGCCGCCUCCACUGCCACCAAAAAGAAGUCGGCCAAAAGCCGGCUCGCGCAGCCUUUCAAGAGCCUCGUCGGUCGGAGUCACACGCUGAAAGCAAACAAGAGCGCGGCCGGCGCCGAAGAAGACGAGAUGCAGCGCGCCUCCGACCUGCUCGCCACCGACACCCUGCCCCGCCCCUCGGCCAAGACCAAGAAGGACAAGAAAAAGGCCCCCAAGCUGGGCUCGCCGGCGGCCACGGCCCCCGCGGCCUCCCCGACGCCCGCCGACGACUCCCCUAAACCAAAGGAGCACGCCUCGGCCGAGGAAUCGGCCUCCGAGGACGGCAAAAAGACCCGCAAGAAGAAAACCUCCAUUGUCCGCCGUCUCAGCAACAAAAUCCGCACCAACAAGCAAGAACAGCAAGAGUCGGCACCAACGUCGGAAAUGUCGACGGCCGAGCUGACAUCGGAGGACACGCAGUCGCUGACGAGUUCGUCGACCUACGGCGCCAAAACACCCGAGCACCCGUUGGCGCCGCAACCCUUGCCUGUGAACAAGGAGGACGACGAGGAGUGGGGCGGCCCUUCCGCGGAGGCCUCUUCCCUCGAGCCGUCCUCCUCUUCGGUGGAGCCGACGUCGCUCGAGCCGUCCUCGUCGGAGCCAAUUUCGUUGCCCGUGGCAACCAAACACCUCGAGGCGGCGCCGCCGCCACCGCUCGCCGAAGGGCAGAGUCUGCAGGACGAGUUGCAAGAGGCCAUGGCCGCCAUCCAGACCGUCUCGGAGGCCCCGGCACCCAACGGCCCCCUCGAGGAGCCGCCGCCCCCGGCGCCCAAAAUCGAAGAUCUGGCGGUUGCCCCCGUCGGUGACCCCACGCUAACGGUUCCUGGUGACACGGCGCAAAAUGGAGAGCGACGCGAACACCUUUACAAGAUCCUGGUGAUCGGAGAAUUGGGCACCGGCAAAACGUCCAUCAUCAAGCGGUAUGUGCACCAGUUCUUCUCGCAGCACUACCGAGCCACGAUCGGAGUCGACUUUGCUCUCAAAGUGCUCACCUGGGACCAGAACACGAUAAUCAGACUCCAGUUAUGGGACAUUGCAGGGCAAGAACGCUUUGGAAACAUGACAAGGGUGUACUACAAGGAGGCGGUGGGCGCGUUCAUCGUGUUCGACGUGACCCGAACAGCCACUUUUGACGCCGUCCUGAAGUGGAAGGCCGACCUUGACUCGAAAGUGCAGCUGCCUGAUGGUUCCCCCAUCCCAUGUGUUCUCCUUGCCAACAAGUGUGAUCAGCAGAAAGAGGGGAUUGUGAACACCCCAGCGAAGAUGGACGAGUAUUGUAAAGAGCACGGUUUCUCCGGCUGGUACGAAACGUCGGCCAAGGAAAACAUCAACAUUGAUGACGCAGCUAGAUUUUUAGUGUCUAAGAUUCUGCAAAAUGACAAGCUGGCAAAUCACACGAGCAACAAGGACGAUGGAUUCUCUUUGGACAAGGCUGACCGAGAGCAGAACCAAAGAUCGUGCGCCUGCUAGCGACUAUUUUUAUAGUGAUAGAGCUAGUUUUUGAAUGAACAGUGCCAUUUUGAGUCACAUUCCUCGAAUUUGAGGACGGAGGGAACCAACUUCAUUUUAAAUUAAUUUGCUUUUUGAUGUUAUCCAAUUAUAUAUUACGCGAAAAAAAAAUGCUUCUAGCUUUUAUCAAAAGGAAACUUGUGCCAAAAUUGGAGGAGAUGAAAAUUUUUAUUUUGUGACGUCUUAUCGUAUUUUUUAAAUUUAGUUAAAUUACUGUGUUGAUAGAUAGCGUAGGCUUAAUUGCACAUUGAAUGAACAGAAUUGAAUAAAGCAAUCAACCAUACAAGUUUCUGCUCUCUAGGAAAUCAUCCGUUCAGUCCGUCUAUUAUGGAAAACUGUGCCUUUUGAAUUUUCAGGACCAGCACGCUUUGGCGUGUGCGACAAAUUUUCAAACAUUCCUAUAAUUAUCUUCGCGAUCAGUGUAAUAACUACGGAAAGUAUGAAGAAUAUAAGCAUAAUAUUGUUAUCAGUUUUUUUACAUUAUAGAUUUUUACUUUUUUAUUAUACCAGUGACAAAUUUUGUAGCAGUUCCAUGAAAUAAUGUUCCCGUAAUUUGAAAAUAAACCAAACUCAGAUUUGAAUUAUUAUAACGCAA